Messenger RNA from Drosophila serrata, 1359 nucleotides. It is a transcript of the gene Gr28b, whose product is annotated as Gustatory receptor 28b. Gene Ontology annotation, biological process: sensory perception of taste; chemosensory behavior; male courtship behavior. The record is from RefSeq and is a predicted model, not a curated record. Gene Ontology annotation, cellular component: dendrite; axon; membrane. Lineage: Eukaryota; Metazoa; Arthropoda; Insecta; Diptera; Drosophilidae.
AUGAUACGCAACGGUCUGGAUACGGUCCGUGGUUUCCGGAACCAUCUGCGGUAUUGGAUGAGUGUCCGGGAUUGUUAUGGUUCCAUCAACCUGAUGGUAGCCAUUGCCUUUGGUCUUGGCAUCACUCCGUUCCUCGUUCGAAGGAAUACCCAUGGCGAGAGUUCCCUGGAGCAAUCCUGGUAUGGUUUCCUCAAUGCCAUCAUCCGGUGGCUGCUCCUCGCCUACUGCUAUGUCCACAUCAACCUGAACGAUGAGAGUCUCAUUGGUUAUUUCAUGAGUAACCAUGUCUCCAAGGUCAGCACUCGGAUGCAUGAUAUCGGUGGGAUUAUAGUGGCCAUAUUCAUCUUCAUUGUGCCUUUAUUGCUGCGGAAGUACUUCCUGAGAUCGGUUUACACCAUGAACGAGGUGGAUCAACGAUUGGAGAGACUCAGGUGUCCGGUGAACUUCCACGCGGUCGUGGGUCUGGUGAUUCUGGUCAUAUCAUUAGUUGUCCUUUUGGAUGCUUUCCUGUUGACCACCUGCCUGGUCUGUCUUUCCAAAAUGGAUGUACAUGCCUCCUGGCAGCUGACUUUUAUACUUAUUUUCGAACUUAUGGUGACCUCGAUUACCAUUUGCAUGUUCUGUCUGAUGACGAGGUCGGUCCAGAGGCGAAUAGGUUGUCUCCACAAGGUAUUGAAAAACCUUGCGCAUCAAUGGGACUCACGGUCCAUAAAGGCAGUUACCCAAAAGCAACGAUCACUCCAGUGUCUGGACUCCUUUUCUAUGUACACCAUUGUAACCAAGGAUCCUGCUGAGAUUAUUCAAGAAUCCAUGGAGAUACAUCAUUUGAUUUGCGAAGCAGCUGCAACGGCCAACAAAUAUUUCACCUAUCAACUAUUGACCAUUAUAUCCAUAGCUUUUCUCAUCAUCGUUUUCGAUGCUUACUAUGUCCUGGAAACUUUGCUGGGCAAAUCGAAGCGUGAAAGUAAAUUCAAGACAGUGGAAUUUGUAACGUUCUUCUCUUGCCAAAUGAUCUUGUACCUGAUUGCCAUAGUUUCAAUUGUCGAGGGCAGUAAUCGAGCUAUAAAGAAAAGUGAGAAAACUGGUGGCAUAGUGCACUCACUUUUAAAUAAAACCAAAAGUGCAGAGGUCAAGGAAAAGCUACAGCAAUUUUCCAUGCAAUUAAUGCAUUUGAAAAUUAACUUUACAGCUGCGGGACUAUUUAAUAUUGAUCGCACAUUGUAUUUUACGAUCAGUGGUGCCUUGACCACCUAUCUCAUCAUCUUGCUGCAAUUCACAUCCAAUUCCCCAAACAAUGGCUAUGGAAAUAGUUCCUCCUGCUGCGACACCUACAAUAAUAUGACGAAUCAUACACUAUAG